UGUAAGAUUGGUAAUCUCGCGUGGAUGAAACUUCCCCCAGCAGAACAAAUGCAAAUUUGAAUCGGCUUUUGGAUUUUUCAUGGUUUGAUGGUGCCUCAAAGACAGUAAUCACCAUGGGCUACAUCUCUGUGCAAAGAUCUUCACAAAUGAUCAGGCCAAAGUUUGCUGCCCGGGAACCAAGUGAUCCGUUUGAUGCGGUUUUUGAUGGAUGCGUCGUGCAAAAUUUGGACUCAGGACGUUGGCUGGAAUAUGCUCCACGAAUUUCGUAACGGACAGACAGACUCACACAUACAAAAAGAUCAGUGGCGGUCCGAGG
Messenger RNA from Cylicocyclus nassatus, 316 nucleotides. NCBI's taxonomy places the organism in Eukaryota, Metazoa, Nematoda, Chromadorea, Rhabditida, Strongylidae. The record is from the annotation of a GenBank genome assembly.